AUGAAGAAAAGAAUUCAACGAAAAAAGCACAUUUUGGAGUAUAGUGAAUUUGGCUUAGGAGAUCUCUUAAAUUCAAGCUCGAUUUUUAAAACAGUCACUCCUGAAUCUUUAUCGAAAUUCACUAAUACAAUGAAAGAAAAUAAUGAUAGUCAAAAAUUUGGAAUUGAAAAUCGGCAGAGAAGUGAAUCUUUUUAUGAACUAUAAUAAAAUAGACUGAUUAAGCAGAAAUGCAUAUAAAUUUUAUAUCAGUAAUAUUUAAUUAAAUAAAUUAUAAAUCAACAAAAUAUUGAUAAUUUUAAACAAAAAUCAACUGCGUUUUCCAUAAGAAAAAAAUUUUCCAAUAAAUCAAGCUUAAGGAAGAAAAUAAUUUCAAUUGAGACUCCAAACGAUUAUUUUAAAGAAAAUGAAAAAACGGUAAAUACGUCUAUACCAACAAUUCGAUAUCAAGAAUUCAGGCAAAUUCAUGAACGGCCAAAGACUUCAACGAAAUUUAACAAUGGAGCUGGAGAAACCAGCUUUAAAGAAGUUUUUCGAUUAUAUAGACCUCAAUUUAUAAAUUUAUCAAAAAGGUCAAAACUUCGAUUUUAUUCUACUAUUAAUACUCAUGUGACUGAUGUAUUAAAAGCUCCAGCUGAAAAACCAAUUUUAAGGAUUCAGUCGACUCAUAGGAAACAAAAGCCAAAGGCUAAAGGCUCAGUGUCACCUGAAGGAAGUAUUUCAUUUUCUGACGUUUAUUGGAAGAUUGGCUAA
Molecule: messenger RNA, 750 nt
Organism: Blepharisma stoltei
Lineage: Eukaryota; Ciliophora; Heterotrichea; Heterotrichida; Blepharismidae
Source: the annotation of a GenBank genome assembly